This is a messenger RNA of Equus caballus (horse), 590 nucleotides long. Lineage: Eukaryota; Metazoa; Chordata; Mammalia; Perissodactyla; Equidae. The record is from RefSeq and is a predicted model, not a curated record.
UCUCCAUGUACCUGAUCACUGUGUUUGGAAAUUUGCUCAUAAUCUUGGCUGUCAGCUCAGACUCCCACCUCCACACACCCAUGUACUUCUUCCUCUCCAACCUGUCCUUUGUGGACAUCUGUUUCACCUCCACCACCAUCCCAAAGAUGCUAGUGAACAUCCAGACGCAGAGCAAAGCUAUAACCUAUGAAGGCUGCAUCACCCAGAUGUAUUUUUUCAUGCUGUUUGUAGUGUUGGACACCUUCCUUCUGACAGUGAUGGCCUAUGACCGCCUCGUGGCCAUCUGCUACCCCCUGCACUACCCAGUCACCAUGAGCCCAGUUCUCUGUGCACUGCUGCUUCUGGUGUCCUGGCUCUCCAUUGUCUCCUUAUUUUAUUGUAUAAGCUUAGGCGUGUACCUCAGCUCUGCUGCUACCCACAGCUCACACUCCAGUGCAACAGCCUCAGUGAUGUACACUGUGCUCACCCCCAUGCUGAACCCCUUCAUCUACAGUCUGAGGAACAAAGAGAUAAAGAAGGCUCUGAAAAGAUUCUUUGGGAUGGCAGCUGCAAAAGGGUUAAUUGUCCUGGGGCUGAAGAAUCUUAUGUAA